AAAUGUUUAGUCUUGUCGCAUGAACGUCCCCCUUCAACAGCACCAACGAAGAGCUUGUAGCUCACGUUAUUGAAUCUGCACAAUGAAUCUGCUUUGUACUAAGUAUGUAGACGCGUCGAUUAUCAGAACCCCGAUAUUUUCAAGAAGCCUAAAACUUGAAGUUCGCCCGAAGAAGCAGGCUAGUAAUUGCCGAUAUGUAUGAGGUGAGCGGCGACACGCAGACACCCGAUCUCUGUGGCUACGCACCCACCACCUCUUCAUUCUCAGUGCUUGUUUUUGACUUUCAGCAUCCUCCGGGGCUCCAAGUUCAGCUACCAGUUCAAAACAUUAAUGGUUGAACGACUCCUGUCAUCUUCCCCAAUAUUAAUUGCCCUAUCGAUUUGUUUGACAUCAUUGGCUGCAACUGCGGAUGAUUGGAGAACGCGAUCUAUAUACCAGAUUCUUACGGAUAGAUUUGCGCUCGCUGACAAGGACAAUGGCAUUACUCCCACUGUUCCAUGUGACACAGCUGCCCGCGACUACUGUGGCGGCUCGUGGAGAGGUGCCAUCGAUCACUUGGACUAUAUCAAGCAGAUGGGUUUUGAUGCGGUUUGGAUUUCUCCGGUCUACUCCAACAUCGAGGGUGUGACCCCUUAUGGUGCAGGUUAUCAUGGCUACUGGCCUCAAGACAUUUACUCUGUCAAUCAGCAUUUCGGCUCUGCAAACGAUCUGAGGAAUCUGAGCUCUGCUCUGCACGAGCGAGAUAUGUUCCUCAUGAUUGAUAUCGUCGUUAACCACAUGCUUACAACACUACCUCUGAACGUCACUGCCUCGAGCUUCGAGGCCCCUCAUAAUAGUUCGACAGUGGAUAUAACGCCUUUCGCAGAUAUAGACGACUUUCAUCCAUUAUGUUUUAUCGCGGAUUACAAUAACCAGACCGAAGUCGAACAAUGUUGGUUGGGCGACGCCACACUACCAUACGCAGACGUGGAUACCGAGAACCCGGAUGUCGUAGGCACGCUCAACAACUGGAUCCAAGAUGUUGUGUCUAACUUUAGCGUGGAUGGUUUGAGACUCAGCACUGUAAAGUUCGUGUCCCCACAGUUUUGGCAGGAUUUCACGCGAGAAGCAGGAGUGUUCACUAUCGGAGAGGUCAUGUCAAACGAUACUAAUUACACCAGCGGUUACACUCAGGUUAUGAAUGCGGUGCUUGAUUAUCCAACGUGGUAUGCCCUUGUACCGGCAUUCCAGUCCCCAGAGGGCAAUCUCUCUGCCUUAACUACUGUCGUGACGCAAUCGCAGCAGCUUUAUGCUAGCGGUGCAUUCAUGACUGGUUCCUUUCUAGACAAUCAUGACCAAGCGAGGUUCAAACAUCUAGUCUCAGACGCUGCUCUUGUGGCUAAUGCAGCAGUUUGGCCUUUCAUACAUGAUGGCAUCCCAAUCGUAUAUAGUGGUCAAGAACAGGGUCUUUCUGGAGGUUAUCCGCCAGCAAACCAUGAAGCUAUCUGGACGACAAGAUACAACAAUGAAAGUGCAGAGUAUUUUGCUUUCAAAAACCUGAACCGUGCUCGCAAAAUUGCCAUGGCUGCCGAUGUCUACUUUCUGACAACGCCGAUGGAGUUCCUCGAAACCAACACCAAUAACACCCUCGCGAUAUGGAAACCUCCAAUGCUCACCCUUCUCACGAAUGCAGGCUCUCAAUCAGCUCGCUGGAACGUCACACACAAACUUUUCAAGCCUCACCAGCACAUUGUUGAUGUGUUAACAUGCGACGUUCAUGUUGCUGAUGAACGCGGCGGCGUGACUGUGGAGAGUCCCGCGGGGCUGCCAAAGGUAUUCAUGCCAAUUACAACACUGACGGAUAGUCCCGAUUUAUGUCCUGCGAGUGACCUGAGUGGGGGAUUAGCGACUCGGAGUGUCUCAUGGUGGGUGACAACUUAUGUGGUGACAUGCGUCCUCCUCCUUUGGAUUGCAUAAUUCUUUUAUGAUUGGUAAAGUCCUCGCAUGACUGUGCUCGCUCUAUUCUAUGAACAACUCUAGAAUUCCCUGUAUGAUAUGGGCAC
Messenger RNA from Suillus bovinus, 2042 nucleotides. Its product is annotated as glycoside hydrolase family 13 protein. Lineage: Eukaryota; Fungi; Basidiomycota; Agaricomycetes; Boletales; Suillaceae. Gene Ontology annotation, molecular function: calcium ion binding; alpha-amylase activity. The transcript has 11 exons. Gene Ontology annotation, biological process: carbohydrate catabolic process. The coding region runs from base 331 to 1956 and encodes 541 amino acids. The record is from RefSeq and is a predicted model, not a curated record.